Bacidia gigantensis is the source of this 1236-nucleotide messenger RNA. RefSeq names its product nucleotidyltransferase (gene NCS6). Gene Ontology annotation, cellular component: cytosolic tRNA wobble base thiouridylase complex; mitochondrion. The transcript has a single exon. The record is from RefSeq and is a predicted model, not a curated record. Gene Ontology annotation, biological process: tRNA wobble position uridine thiolation. Gene Ontology annotation, molecular function: tRNA binding. The coding region runs from base 1 to 1236 and encodes 411 amino acids. NCBI's taxonomy places the organism in Eukaryota, Fungi, Ascomycota, Lecanoromycetes, Lecanorales, Ramalinaceae.
AUGCCUCCAAUACCGUGCACGAAAUGCGAUUCUGCGCGCGCAAUCAUCAUUCGCCCAAAAGACGGUCAAAAGCUUUGCAAGUCUUGCUUUCUCAACAUUUUUGAGGCUGAAAUACAUGAGACAAUCAUCGCAAAUUCCCUGUUCUUCCCGAACGAGAGAGUAGCAAUCGGAGCGUCAGGGGGAAAGGACUCCACUGUGCUCGCAUCUGUUCUCAAGACGCUGAACGAGCGGCAUAAUUAUGGGCUUCAGCUUGUUCUGCUCUCUAUCGAUGAGGGUAUCAAAGGUUACCGAGACGAUAGCCUAGAGACAGUGAAGCGGAAUGCAAUACAGUAUGACAUGCCUUUACGUAUUGUGGGGUACAGCGAUCUUUACGGCUGGACUAUGGAUCAAGUGGUCGAACAAAUUGGCAAGAAGGGCAACUGCACGUACUGUGGUGUCUUUCGCCGGCAAGCGCUUGAUCGGGGCGCUGCUAAGCUUGGUAUCAACCAUGUGGUGACAGGGCAUAAUGCCGAUGAUAUUGCUGAAACUGUGUUGAUGAACCUCUUGCGUGGUGACCUACCGCGUUUGUCGCGGGCGACUAGUAUUGUUACUGCUAGCUCUGCGAGCGACAUUAAGAGGAGUAAGCCGCUGAAAUAUGCCUAUGAAAAAGAAAUCGUCAUGUAUGCGCACUACAAGGGCUUAGAUUAUUUUACGACCGAAUGCAUUUACAGCCCAGAGGCUUUCCGUGGAAGUGCUAGGACUUUGAUCAAGAAUCUUGAGCAGGUAAGACCCACCUCAAUAUUGGACAUUGUUCGAAGUGGUGAAGACAUGGCACGCUUGGUACCCGAGGAGUCCCUUAAAAAAUCAGACGAUAGAUUGAAUACCAUAAUCAAUGGUGGUGCCAGUGGUGAAGGUGGGUGCAGAAGCUCACAUGAGAAAGAUAGUGGAGGGGACAUGGCGGACAUGGAGCAAAAGCUCUCCGAGAGCGAGGUCACAAAAAGCAGAGAAUUGGAUUUUACGUUGAUCGGCCAGAGACACCAGCGGCAGGCAUGCAAAAAGCCGAAUGAUGAGGUGAGGAGACCAAUGGUGCAACAAGUGGGGAAAUGUCAGAGUUGCGGUUAUAUGUCAAGUCAACGUAUUUGCAAAGCCUGCACAUUGCUUGAAGGUCUUAACAAGAAUCGUCCAAAAACGAUGAUCAUACCAACCGUCGAAGAAAUAAGCAUCACACAACGAAGAGAUCGUCCCAACGAGCAAUAA